CAUUCAAAACGAAAAUGUCGAACGUAAUGACUUUUCAUUAUGAAUUGUGAUUGUGAACAACGGCAGAGUUCAGUGAGUUAGGAUUUAAGCACUUUUUAAGCUAAAAUAAAGAAGUAAGUUUUAAACUUGCCUCAUUCGACGAGUGACUUAAACAAGUUUAUAUUGAAUGCUUUGGAAUUAACGUUAAUGCAAGUGUUUCUGAGAUAUAAAAACCCAACUGUAGCAGUGACUAGAGGAAAAUUGCACUCCAUUUUCCAUUGUGCUGAGCUGAUGAACUUCCUAGGGUUACGUGAGUAUUAGUUGAGGUUGGACACGUAGUGUUGGCCUAGAGGAAUUUUUUUCGCAAUUGGUCGUGCUAGAUAUAGUUUGGUUUAAGUCCGGGCUCAGGUGCUAAAGUAAUUCGAUUGAAAAGCGGAAAAAAUGGAUGACGAAAGCAGCGACAGUUUGGAUUCCAGCAGAAUAAAACGGAAUGAGAGAAUCGAAAAGUUGGGAUUCCGCCCGCAGAAAGAAUUGUUCUGCAACAAAUUUCUCCCGUAUGCAGAUCGAUUGGACGAUGAAUCGCAGGCUAUGUUGGAAAACAUAAAAAAUAAUUUGGGAAAAGCUGCAGCCAUGAGAGAAAUAACUCCGGGAGUAGCGAUUUAUGUAUCUAGGCUAACUAAGUACAUCAAACUGUAUGGCAUGAAGUUUUCUAAGGAAGACCAUAUCAAAUUUGUGAAAUUGUUAUUGGAACUUAUCAGCAUUCCAAACCUAGAACCAGAUAAAGUUAACAAAUUUUGCUAUGCUCUAACUGUUUUGUUAAGAAAACCAGAAUGGCUCAGUCCAGAUGACAUACAGAUCGAUUGGCGUCCGCUGUACAAAUUGAGUAAUCUAAUUCUCAACAAAAAUUGCAACAAAGGAGAUCUUUAUCGUUGUUUUGCGAAGAACAGAAACACCACCAACACUGACACGCAACAGUCUCCUCUGGCUCAACUGCUAGCAUUGGCGAAGGACAUGGGGUACGAUGUGCCUUCGAUGCUGACCGAACGUGGGCAAAUUCUUGGAGAUGCACAGAUUCCUUCCCUCGAAACCAAUCUUCAAUUUGCUAUUCAAUAUUGUGCACCCUACUUUCCACGCUCGACAACACAGGACAUUCUUGAUGAGCUUCUGCCCAAGCUGCAACCGUUGGACACAGGAAGAGCUAUCGAUACGUUUGGCAUGCUGCAUAUUUUCCUCAGCUGUGAGCACGAUUACGACUUGUGGUUCGAUAAAUUUAUAACCAUCUGGGAUGCAUAUCACAAUCCACCGUGGAGCAUUGACAUGAUGACUAUUUUUGCAACGGUUGGCUUCAAGAAUAUUGGAUACAUCGACUGGGAACCGUACAUCCCGACUAUGUUUGCUCGAAUACUGCGUUCCAUCGAUUUUCCUGUUAGUUACAAAAGUACAAAAAGCUCAAAACUUCAAAGUUUGGCACCACAAUCUAUUGCCAUUUGGAUUGUGUCAGUUCUGGGACCGCGCAGCUCGGCGCAGCAAUAUUUGGGAAAAUUUAUGGCUACAAUCGAGUCUUAUCUGCAUCCGGCAAACAUGGGUAAAUGGGUAUCAAUGCUAGGAGAGAUUCUAGUGCAGCUGCCUAAAUAUUUCUUCGAUCGGUUAAUUUUGGAGCGAUAUCGAAAGCAUCCUUAUCGGCGACCUAUUCCUGAAAGCCAUAAAUUGACUGAGGAUUGUAUCACCGCGUUUGUAGAGUGUCUCAAGCCGGUCGCGUUUCAGGCCAUGUAUUCUAGAAUGAAUCCACAAGAUGUCGGCAAAAUUUUCCAGCACUUGGCAGAUUUGAGACCGGAACUGAUCAUUCCCACUAUUAUUGACCGAGUGUAUGCAAGUUUGGAUUCAUUAACAGAACCGCACAAAAUGACUGCCGCUCUACAAAGUCUAAUAGGCGUUUCGAGAGCGCUGGUUUCCGGCCACAAAGGGUAUACGGAAGGUCGUAAUCACGUUAUCCCUAUCUUCUUUGCUACGCUCCCUGGUAUUGACCCCAACGAUUUUAGGAAGACAUCAAUUACAUUCCAUUUUCUAACAUCGAUAUCUUUCCUCAUUCCGAUCGUAGACUGUUCAAAAGCCGGACAGCACUACGAGCUGACGGAAGAUGAACGGCUGCUUUGUGAGCAAACAGCGGAUUUCGAAAGCUUUGUGUUGCAGUAUAUGGAUAGGAUAUUCAUGCUGAUUGAAAGUAGUUCGGUUGACAAUGUACGGAUGGAACAAUCGGACUCAGACUCGAUGCGAUCAAAGAUGGAAUCGAUAUCCGAAGCAUUGGUUCAGGCGUGUACACAUGGGAUUUUAGGUCAAUGCUCACAGGAUAUACUUGAUGCUUCCUCGAAAAAAUUGAUUGAUUAUAUCAAAACGCGUCUUUUGGAACCGAAAGUUGCGGGGCAAUUAGUGGGAUGUUUGGUUCGUGUCUUCGCUCGAAUUCAUGGAAAGGAAGUGCUGCGGUCGCUGAUGCCUUAUGUUAUACAAACGAUCGACAGAUAUAUGGAAGAUCAUGAAGAUAUUGCCGAGGUGGAAAAGCAAAGCGACGAAAUGCUUUACUACAUGCUACUUUUGACUAAUAUGAUGCGCGGAGAUCCAAAAGAGGUAGUAAAGUACGUGGAUAACGUUCUACCUAUUCUGGAUAAGCUGCUGAAGUUUAAGUGCAAGCAAGCCAACAAGUACGGGUCAACUUUGCUAGCUAACUUGAUGAGCAAUCUGUCCACGAUGCAAACUCUCGAUGUUAAAAAUAGUCCAGAUAGUUUCGAAAAGCCGUUGUCUCAAUUUUUACCGAUUCGAAGCUGGGGUGAGAAAAUGCCACCGGAUGGUAAAAUCAAUUGGUGUUUUCCGGAUCAGACAUCGUUGAAAGUGUGUGAAAAAUUGAUGCACCGUUACUUGAUUCCAAUUUUGGAUAAUUUCCGGAAAUAUUGCGCUGAUGAACUGGAGAUUUCCCGUGACGAUAUAAAUCGCGAUGUUACGAUAAUCCAGUCAUUGAUACGGUGUUCCAAUUUUCUACCCAAUUGGGAUGAUGAGGAACCGCUGAAGCUGUUUGAUUCAUGUUUGGAUCGGAAGGAGAUGAAAUGGGUAGUUUCGAGAGGAUUUGAUGAUUUGAUAAUUAACAUGCCGGACGGCUCGAACGUUCGAAAGGCGGUGAUACGGUCGAUAAGUGCGUUGCAGCGGAAAAUCUUAGAAAAAUCGGAGGACGAUAUAAAAUCACUUAAGUCGAUUUUGAUGUUAUACGAAAGAAUUUUCAUCCGGAAACACUCGAACAGCUCUUUUGAUAACCAGGUGAAGAAUUUUAAUAACACCAAAAAAUUCCAAACCUAUCGUCUUACGCGAUUUAAGCGAGAUGUUCGCGCGGUUGUCGCAACUAGAGUUAUAAUGCAACAGGAUUGUCGGGAUGAAAUGGACCAACCGCUGUUUUCAGCAACUCAUCUGGAAGUGAUGUUAAACCUUUUAGAAUUGUCUACUUCUCAUUACAGUAGUGUUCGUGCAACAGCUCAGAGUAAACUGUUUAGUAUGCUUUCCACUUUUUCAUUUAGCUACAAAUUUCUGUCAGAUAAAAUAGUAGAGCAUUUGCAGAUGGACUCUAAUGAACAUCACGAACGAUUCAAAGGAAUGUUGUUCAUUUUGGUAUCCAAUCGUAGAUCGCGAAUAGUUAUCAAACAUGACUGGGAAUUUCUCAGCAAAGUUUGGACUAGUUUGUUACAAUCUAAACUUUCAGAGAAGCCAUCAGUAGUAAAAUUGUUGGAUGCCAUAACGGAUGUGAUCAAUAAUGAAUUUCCCACGACGACUACAGAGCUGGAUGUUCCAGACGGCUGUGUUCAGUGUGGAUUAGCACUUAGGACUCGCGAGGAACCGUUAGAUUUGGAAGCAGGGAGACAAGCACGAAUAGCGAAAAAUAAAAAAAAUAUACAAAUGUAUUAUGACCUCGUAGCGCGAAUCCUCACUAUUGUGGAGAACGAUAAACUUCACUGGCGAUACCAUUAUAUGGCGUCCUCGAUGUUAUACAAUUUGGUACAUCCCCUGACGAACUAUCCUGCGUCGGUAGCACGAUUUGCUGUUAACAAUUUGAUCCACGAUUCGUUGGAUGAACGGAAAAUGGCAAUUUGUUUGCUCAAUCACGUAUUGCGUCAACAGAAACGUGAACAUGGAAAAAUUGCUAUCAGUCCGUACACUAUAGCGGGUCUUGCGGCGGAGAAGGUCCCUGCAAAUGGUUCCAAUGUAACUCCAGGAUACCGGGAAGAUAAUCAAUGGCUUCAGUAUGAUUUGAUGAAGGUGCCAAAAGAUCAGAAAGAGUGGGAUCAGCCGCGUUAUUUAUAUAAAACGGAUGGGUUCUUUGGCUGGAGUAGCAACUUUACUGUUUAUGCCCCAAGUCAUGACCAACCGAAAUUGGACAGAACACCUGAAGAAAUGAACGAAAGCGAGUGCAUUGUUUUUCGGUUUUUCGAACAGCAGGAAAACGUAGAUAAGUUUAUAAAAUUUUGGUCGCUGGAAGAAAAGAAAGGUCGCGACAAAUUUAACAGAAAUCGUUUCUGUCUUAUAAAGGGACUGAUGAACGCCUUUGGGGAUUUAUUCCUGGACCGAUUCCUGGUACAUUUGCGACCACUUAUUGAUGAUAAAGCAUCGGAAAGUAGUCAUAGGUGUGCCGCUGAGGUGAUGGCUGGAAUAAUGCGAGGGGCUAAACAUUGGCCCUACGAUAAAACAGCUAAAAUGUACGAGCAGCUAGUGCCACUAAUAAGACUUGCAUUAAACAACGUAACAGUAGAUACUGAUGUGUACUGGGGAACUUGUUUCGCUACAGCAGCAGAAAACAUGGAUCCCUCCAAGCAGCACUGGUUGCACGAGGUUCUGCUGGAAGAUCCAUUACAGGAAACCACAAGUUUCAUUGAUUGCAAUCGGUUAUAUUGCCUGCAAGGAGCUUUUAAUCAACAUGUUUGGAGAAUGACCAGUGUCGCUAAGCGGCUGCUAGAAUAUCUUAGGCCGUAUCUUAACCAUUCUUUCCAAAACGUACGUGAACGGCUAGGUAGUACUCUUAUUAACAUCUUCGAGGCCGAUUUGCGCUUCAACGGCCAGCGGGGAUUAGAACUGUCGCCGAAGACGACCGAUAUGAUAGACUAUGUAAUGCCAAAGCUUAGGGUCCUGCUAAGCGAAGAUCACCCGGUGAUUGUGUCCGAAAAAAUAGACGCGGGUGUUGAAGUUGUCACUGGAGAUACAACGAACAAGGAAGGCAGCGAAUACGAAGUAGCUGUGAGGCUGUUCAAAACAGUUGGUCAAUGGCUCACCUGUGCGAUUAACCGUUGUUCCAAUGGGAACGAAAUCGAGUACUUUGAGUUGUUACCGAUUGCUUGCCGACUGGAGCGCUGUGAACAGGAUCAGGAGCUCGCAGAAAUCUGCACCACCCUACUGGCGAUGAUUUCCCAAGCACUUACAUUGGCGCCAUGCAUGGAUGCUGCUCUGAACAAGAUAUCCGACAUUUCGAAAAUGGCAUCGUGGUCGGCACGGCGAGCAGUGAUCGACGUGCUUCAGGUGUUGGUAUUUUACAAUAUGACAAUAAUUCUAAGCAAUGACCAGUGGAAAGCGAAAAUACAAGAAAUCGUUCUGCGUUUGUUGGAAGACAAUGUUGUGGAGGUGAGGGAGAAAGCAGCUGAGGUUCUUUGCGGCUUACUGCACUGUUGCUUCCUAACGGCUACCGAGGAACUCUUGGAACUGUUUAAGGAAAAAUGCCGUACAAAAAUGAUUAAAGCUAAAAGGUUGAGGGUAGCCCCAAGUUGUUCUAAUGAUGCAAACAAAAAUGACGGAUUGGAAGCAAACGCCGUUCGUGCGCGCCAUUCCGGUGUUCUCGGACUUUGUGCCUUUAUCUCUGCGUAUCCGUACGAAGUGCCCGAAUUUGUCCCGAUCGUAUUUGAGCAUUUGGGAGCUCAUCUAAAUGAUCCACAGCCGAUUCCAGCGACGAUACGUAAAACGAUGGGUGAUUUCAAACGAACACACCAUGAUAACUGGGAGCUACAUCAGCUUAAAUUUACUGAAGAUCAGCUUGCUGUACUGAGUGAUUUGACGAUUCCACCAUCAUAUUAUGCGUAAAAAGCCAGUUCUGCUUAUGUAUAGAGUAAACCAGUUGAGUUUAAUAAUUUACAGAUGAAGUUUUUUUAAUGAUUUAAUUGUUCAAAGUAUUUGAUAAAAACAACAUUUUAUUGGUUUGCACACCACACGAUGCCAAAUGUGAUGUGAUUUUUACUGUGUAGUAUUUUUUUUCUUUAGGUGGAGAAUAAAGUUUUUUUUCGCGGUUGAGUAA
Wyeomyia smithii (pitcher-plant mosquito) is the source of this 6289-nucleotide messenger RNA. RefSeq names its product proteasome activator complex subunit 4A-like. Gene Ontology annotation, cellular component: nucleus; cytosol. Gene Ontology annotation, molecular function: peptidase activator activity; proteasome binding. The coding region runs from base 421 to 6078 and encodes 1885 amino acids. NCBI's taxonomy places the organism in Eukaryota, Metazoa, Arthropoda, Insecta, Diptera, Culicidae. The record is from RefSeq and is a predicted model, not a curated record. The transcript is spliced from 9 exons. Gene Ontology annotation, biological process: proteasomal ubiquitin-independent protein catabolic process.